This is a messenger RNA of Chlorocebus sabaeus (green monkey), 672 nucleotides long. RefSeq lists its product as uncharacterized. The record is from RefSeq and is a predicted model, not a curated record. Gene Ontology annotation, cellular component: keratin filament. NCBI's taxonomy places the organism in Eukaryota, Metazoa, Chordata, Mammalia, Primates, Cercopithecidae.
AUGGCCGCAUCCACCAUGUCCAUCUGCUCCAGCACCUGCACCGACUCCUGGCAGGUGGACGACUGCCCAGAGAGCUGCUUCGAGCCCCCCUGCUGUGCCCCCAGCUGCUGCGCCCCAGCCCCCUGCCUGACCCUGGUCUGCACCCCAGUGAGCUGUGUGUCCAGCCCCUGCUGCCAGGCAACCUGUGAGCCCAGCCCCUGCCAAUCAGGCUGCACCAGCUCCUGCACGUCCUCGUGCUGCCAGCAGUCUAGCUGCCAGCCGGCUUGCUGCACCUCCUCCCUGUGCCAGCAAUUCUGCUGUGUGCCCGUCUGCUGCAAGCCUGUGUGCUGCAAGCCUGUCUGCUGUCGGGCCUACUGUGUGCCCGUCUGCUGCAAGCCGGUCUUCUGCAUGCCUGUCUGCUCUGGGGCUUCCUCUCCGUGCUGCCAGCAGUCUAGCUGCCAGCCAGCUUGCUGCACCUCCUCCUGCUGCAGACCCUCCUCCUCCGUGUCUCUCCUCUGCCGCCCCGUGUGCAGCUCCACCUGCUGCGUGCCCAUCCCCUCCUGCUGUGCCCCCGCCUCCUCCUGCCAGCCCAGCUGCUGCCGCCCAGCCUCCUGCGUGUCCCUCCUCUGCCGCCCUGUGUGCUCCCGCCCGGCCUGCUGCAGUCUCUCCUCAGGCCAGAAGUCCAGCUGCUGA